AUGCAGAACAUGGAUGAGCAUGAUUUAGCCGUUUCGGACGGAGGAUCGGGGGGGACUCCCAACAAGGGGAGCAGCCCAGAAAAGAAGGCCCCCCCAAAGGGGAAGACAAAGAAAGGAGUCGAGCGAAGGGGCCCUCCACCGCGUUCGCCGCAGCGGGGUAAAAACGGAGGUGCAGUCGAUCCGGAGGGUGGCCCGGUGAAUGGAGGGGACAUGAAUGGAGGCGAAGUGAAUAGAGGCGACGUGAAUGGAGGCGACGUGAGUGGUGCCAAUGAGAAAGGCACUGCAGUCGAGGCGCUGGCGGGUGGAGAGAGACCCGGCGAGGACAAUGCUAGUGAAGAGGCACCCCUCGAAGUGACAAGUGAAGAAAAACCGGUGGAAAGAAAACCGUCGGAAGAAACCCCCUUGGAGGACAAAUCGAUGGAAGAACCCCCCUCGGGGGAAACCCCCCCGGGGGAGGCGCCAAACCGAGGCAGCCUCGCGCCCAGGUCCGCCAAGUCUGACAGCACGAACACCGCGAGCAGCAACUUGAUAAAGAUAAGCCAAAAGAGCGAGGAGUGGGAGCAGCCAAAGAAGUGGAGCUUCUCCCUGCUCCUCACAAAUAUCAAAUCGAUGGUGCUGACCAACUACAUCUACGUAGCGAAGAGAUGCGGAAUCCCCAACCAGCCCAACAAACCCGGACCAGUCCUCGCCAUCAGCGUAGAAAAGGAGAGUUCAAACGAAGUGAAAAAUAUUAUCGUGCAAACCCCAUGUGCAUAUGAAAAAUACACACUAAAGGGAAAGCUAAUUCAACACAAAACACUCUACCCAUGUACAGUCACCUGUAUGAUGUAUGGGAGCAUCGGAGGAAUUGGCAAAACAGUUAUAUUGGGUCUUCAAAAUGGGUGCAUCUUAGUUUACAAGAGCAUCGAAUUUGAAUGCAUUCUCAAAUUAAAUACAAGGGAGUGCCUAGAAACGUAUUUUAAUAACUCCUCUUCUUCCACUGCUAGGAAGCCGUUUAACAAUUCACACGAGAAGAGUGGCUUCAUCGAUGCGUAUACUAAGACGAAUGCACAGAGGGACUCGGGGAAGUUCGCCACGCAGGGUGGCCAUUCGAAUGAGGGGGAAAACUACAACGACUUGUCUUAUCAAAUUUCGGGCCUCUCUGUGAAAUCUACCUUUGCCAACUUUAUCCACUGGAUCAUUGCUGGGAACAUGCAGGGGUACAUCUUCGUGUGGGAGGUGCCCAGUGGGAACCUCAUCAAGAUCCUCGUGCACCCGCACCACUUGUUCGGCCACGUCAAGGGGGGGGUCAGCAGUGAGAGCGGCGGUAGUGGUAGCAGCGGUAGCAGUGGUAGCAGCGAUGGACGCGGCGAUAGUGACGAUAGCAGCGGUGGCAGCAGUGACGAUCGCGAUGGACGCGGCGAUAGUGACGAUAGCAGCGGUGGCAGCAGUGACGAUCGCGUUCGCCGCGGCCGCACCGAUAACCGCCCGGGGAAGCGAAAAAAGAAAAAGAAAAAGAAAACAACCAUCCGAAGCGGUGGCAACGGUGGGGGGAACCAGCAAGGAGAUGCAGAUGAAGAUGCGGAAGAGGAGGAAGGUGGCUUCACCCUCGAAGACGACGACUCCGGCAGCAAGCCGGACAGUGAGGAAAACUCGAGCGAGUUCUCCGGCGGCAGCUACCUGAGCGACUCGGUGAGCGAAUCGGAGAGCGACUCAGUAAGCGACUCGGACGAGUAUGGCAACUCCACCGAUGAGGACAACUGCAACAGCGGGGGGCGCGCCACCGCCAUGGGAAUGUUACCUUCAAGGGGAAAAAAAAAAAAGAGAAAAAAAAAAAAAAAAAAAAAAAAAAAGGACAGAAAUGCGCCAAACAAAUGCUACGUAUCAGCCAUAUUAGCAGUCACGCAUAAGUACGAACUGUGGGUUGCCUUCGGAAGUGGCUACAUAGCAGUCUACGAUUUAUACGAUUUUCAGUUGCUGCUCUACACGUGCAUUUCGAGGAGCCCCAUCAUGGAUUUGAAGUAUUCGAAGCUCUUGGAGGACGUCUUUCUGCUAAUAGGCAACAAUUACAUUUCCGUGUGGGAUACCAAAACGCUCAAGCAAAUUAAAAAGGUCCCUACGAGCCAUUUUGCAAAAACGUCCUCCCUAUCUACGUUAUAUCUAUUGGAACGACCAAAUUUUUGGAAAAACAAAAAAGUCGUUCUGAUUGCAGGUUGCAAUGAUGGGUCCAUCUCCGUGACGAACGUUACAGAAAAGCUGGAUGGAGACUUGUCCUUUUCCUAUGUCCGGACGUAUGAGAAGCACUUCGAGCCGUAUGUCCCCAUCAGCUACAUUUGCAUCCACCCCAGUAUCAACGCGGCCUUCGUCGGGGACGCCAGUGGCGUCGUCUUCACGCUACCCAGAAUUCUGAACACGCUCAAGCACGACGAUGCGCAACGGUGA
Molecule: messenger RNA, 2421 nt
Organism: Plasmodium vivax (malaria parasite P. vivax)
Lineage: Eukaryota; Apicomplexa; Aconoidasida; Haemosporida; Plasmodiidae
Exons: 1
Coding region: 1-2421 (806 amino acids)
Molecular function (GO): protein binding
Source: RefSeq, a predicted model, not a curated record